AAGGGGCGGGGUAUCCGUCUGCGGUCGGCGAAGCGCACUGUACGAGAAGGUGGAGCACAGUCGAGCAGAGACAUCAGCGACAACCUACUGUACAAACUGAUCUAAAAAGAGACAGAAAAGGACCAUGGACCUGAGCUUGCACGACGCUCUGAGGGAUGGAGGGUCCCAGUCGGCUGCUGACGGUUUGCUGAAGAGAGACUUCAUGUCCUCCCUGGAGAAGGAGAGCUACGACGACAAGGUGGGCGAGACGGUGGCCAAGACUGACUAUCGCCCCCUGGUGGACGGCAAGGACAGCAAACAGGGUUCUGGUCUGAUGAUGUCAGCAGGCCAGACGGGCAUGCUGCGCCAGGAGCCCCAGGGAGAGAAACGGCCGUUUCCACCUGGCCAGUCUGCCUUCAGCUCAGACUACAUGUCAGGUCCAGUCUCUAUGAUGGGCAUGUCAGACCAGUGGGGGAACCAAAACAAGAUGAAGGACAGCAACAUGCCUGAGUCUCUCUUAGGUUUCUCCCAGCCGGGGAUGAUGAUGAACAUGAACUUGGGAGGAGGAGGCAUGUCUCCCUUCCAGACAGGCCUGUCCUCCGGCAUGGCCGACACCCAGAAGACCUCCCCUCCGUUCGGGUCUGAGCCCCCCAAACAGACCCCAGCGGCCCCCGCUUUCAAAUCAAGCGACCCUUUCCCCUCUGGCCCCACCCACAACCCCUUGGAUCAAUUCUCAGAGGGGUGCCCCCCAUCGCAGUGGGCAGGUGAGUCCAGGCCCCAGGCCCCCCCAGCGCCCCCACUCUCCCCCGGAGACUCCGUGGAUGAGAGCCCCCCCUCCUCCACCUCUGAGCCCCUCAGUCCCUCUGGGGGGUCUGUUGAAGAGAAGGGGGGUGGGGGGAAGCAGCAGAAGAGGAAGAAGAAGAAGAGGAGGCCCCGGGACGAGGUCUACAACUUCCUGGACAGACAGGAAGCCCAGGGGGACGGCCAAUCUGAGAGCGCUGCCUCUGACAACGCCGCCCUCAGCCCCGCUUCCUCGCCGCAAGAGGAGGAGCCCUGGGAGUGGGAGAUCCGAGGGAGGGGGGGCGGUGGCGGGGGGAGGGUGAAGGGCAGGAAGAAUAAGAGCAGGAUGAAGCUGCCUGAGGAGUGGGGGGCGCCCCAGGAGCCUGCAUCUCCUACCCCAGCCUCAGUGGCCCCUGGUUGGGCAACGGCUACUGACACUGGCCCUGUGGCAGCUUCGGCCCUGGAGGACAGCCUUUCUAGCCAAGAUGACCCCCAGACUGGCCCCUUUAGUCUCACUGACUGUAAACCCAAUGCUGCCCACCAGAUAGAUUCUUCCCACACCCUCUUGGGAAAUUCCGACAGCCUUAGCCUCAGCCCUGGCAUGCCCUCUGCCAUGUCUAAUCCCAUCAAGCCUGACCAGGGUCCCACUGAACACACCCCCUCCUCCCCACGCCCUUACGAGCCCAUGUGUCUGGAUGACUUCCCCAUGUCCUCUGCUGUAUCUAAGGCGGCUCCGCAGCGCCAGGGCCUGGCUGGGACCCUGGCUGACCAUGGCCAAGAGACUGGGAAGGAGCAGGCUGCCCCAGGCUCACCAUGCCUCAGCCCAGUCUCUCAGACCUUCUCUUUCCUGGACUCUGUCCUCCAGACCACCCCUGCCACCACCCCUAUCUCCCAGGCAACGCCCCUCGUGAACCUCUCCACCCCAGCCCCCCUCUCCCAGACCUCCGCACACCCCACCCAGACCUCCUCACCCUUCGACCCCGUUUCCCCAACCCUGCAACACUCCUCUUCUGCAAACCUGACUUCAUCCUUGUUAAGCUCCACCCGCUUGCCUGACACGUCCCUCCCCGCUACAGCCAGCUUCGGCCUGAACCCUGCGGCCCCGCCCUUUAUCCCUUCAGCUCCGCCCUCUCUCUCUGCGGCCACCACCUCUAUCCCUGCAGCCCCUCCCUCUCCCUCUCCCCCUGCCCUCACAGAGCACCAGGAUCCCAGGGCGCCACAGCUCCCCCCACUGGAAGUGAAAGCCGAUAACAAGGAGAAAAUGGAGAAGGCAGACCUCUUCCCCAAGGUGGACAAGACUGAGAGCAAGACUGAGAGCAAGACUGAGAACAAGACUGAGAGCAAGACUGAGAGCAAGACUCACAUCAAGACUGAGAACAAGCAGGACAAGCAAGAGAAAAUGGACCACCUCGACAAGAAAGAGAAAGAAGAUCCACUCAAGAAGGUUGACAGCUCCGACCAGACCCAGAAGUCCCAGAGCAUCCUCAAGGAGGAGAAGUUCGACAAAGCUGAGAAAGCUGAGAAAGUGGACAAGCCAGAGAAGACCGACAAGGACGAGAAGAUGGAGAAAAAGGAGCAGGCAGAGAAAGUAACAGACAAGACGGGGAAAGCUGAGAAGGAGGAGAAGGCUGGCAAAGGGACAGCUAAAUCCCCAACCACCAACGGGAGCAAACACCUGGCCAGUCCCGACAGUAAGACCAAGCCUGCUGCAGGGUCAACCAAGCCAAACUCAGCCAAAACACGGCCCACCUCCCUGUCCACUGACGAAGCGGCCAAUAAAAAAACCCCAGUUAACAAGGCACCCACUCCCACGGCUGGGGCCAAGCGGCCUACCAGCCGAACCCCCACAAGCUCCACCCCCAGGGACACCAAGUCCAAGACAGAGAACGGCACAGCCGAACGCCGUCCCCCUGUGCCAAAGGCCACACCCUCCGCCAGAGCAUCAACCAAUAAGAAUGGCUCACCGGCUAAUAAGACUGAGAACAAGACAGGGGAAGCUAAGAAACCUAGCACACCCAAGCCUGCAUCAGCCACUCGCCCACGGGCCCCCCGCACCCCCGCAGCCCCUCCCACCCCCCCUGUCACUAACGGGGAGGCCAAGGAGCCCCGCAGGCGCAUCACCAAGCCCCCCGUGCCCAAACAGACCGUCCCAGAGAAGAAGCCCCCCGUCCCCCGCGCCCCCAGAACCAACCGCCCUCUCAAUGCACCCACCCCGGACCUGAAGAAUGUGCGUUCCAAGAUCGGCUCCACAGACAACAUGAAGUACCAGCCUGGAGGAGGAAGGGUCUCCUCCAGCCAGGGAAAGACUGAUGCCAAACAGACCGGCCAGGCCAAAGUUCAGAUAGUCCACAAAAAACUGGACUUCAGCCACAUCACCUCGCGCUGCGGCUCCAAAGACAAUAUCAAGCAUGUCCCUGGAGGAGGCAACGUCCAGAUCCUGAGUAAGAAAGUGGAUCUUAGCAAGGUGACUUCCAAGUGUGGCUCCAAGGAUAACAUCAAGCACAAGCCAGGAGGUGGCGAUGUGAAAAUCGAGUCCAACAAGGUGAACACCAAGGCCAAGUCCAAGAUUGGCUCUUUGGAGAACGUUGGUGAAGAGAUAGGAAAUGGAGACAACAAGGCUGAGGAGGUGCGGGAGAAAGCCAUGGGGAAAACAUCCCCUCCUGGUGGUGCUCCAGCUGCACCUCCAGGAAGCAUGACUAAGGAGAACGGCCUGAAGCAGGCUACACCCACUCCUUUUGGUGGGGAGGGGCUGAGGGACACCCUGGGUAUGGACAAACGCAUCCCCGAGACAAAUUGAGUCUCCCUGUCUGAGCUUUGGCCAGAAUGCACAGGCUCGCUUCCACCCACGGCGCAGACAUCAUCUCCCUGCCAACCCCUCACCCCCAUCGCAGCACCUCUCUCAGUGUUACUCUGGGGUCCGCCAGCCUCCUCUCCCAGCCCACCAGACCCCCGUGCCCCCCCCCCCCCAACCCAGUCCCUCCUACUCCCCCAAACCCGGCCAAGGGGCAGCCGCGAGGCAAACUACUGGAUGCUAGCAGAACGAGGACUCAAGCACAUUCCAGCUCCCAGAUCCUGCUUUUUACCUCAACCAUACACAGUAUCUCUUCUCACCACUCUCUCUCCCUCGUGGUAUCUCUCUGUCCUAGUCUCUCCAGCUUAGUAGUGAGUGUAGAACCCACCCUGAGAGAGCAGCCACAGGUGUCUCCUGUGGUGGUGUUCAGUGUGGUUCUGGCCUUCCCUGGAUGGCCCUGGCUAAAUGUUGCAGUGAUGAGUGGAGUAGAUGGCCUCGGAGUGAACCCACUAGCAUAGACGCUCACUGACAUGUCAGCGCAGAGACAAGGGAAUCCCUGCCUGCCUUAGUUUCUAGCCUCAGCACUUACCACAACUGUGUAUAUUCAAUGACUACAUCCACCACACUCACAGUUUGUCACCGUACUGUAAUGUCUAGCUCACCACAGACUCACAGCCAGCCAAUGCUAUCUAAGUAACUGUUCUAGCCCUACUGGUAAAGAUCUGCCCUACCUAUCCCUUCUAAUGAGCGUAGUAACACUGUCCCUAUGGGGACCCCAGAGGUUUCCUGAGAUGUAGUGUAAACGGUCCAUGAUACUGUAUAUGGCUAUUAGAGAUGCACCCCUCCUUGUGAGCAUGUGGGACUUUCAUGUGAUCCCAAUGACAGGGGCUACGAAGCCACGCCCCUGUACUCCUAGCCAAUAAUAUGUUAUGUCUAGAUCCCCUCUGUAAACUCGUGACCCUACCCCCCCCACCCCCUAACCCCCCAACACCACCCCCAGCACACACACCGAAACAGCACUCACAACAAUAUGAACCUUGUAGGCUGUUUAACCGGUAGAAUAUUUAACAUCUCUCUCUUAAAGAAAAAAUGAAAAAAAACUCUGUAUUGUGUUUUACGUAAUUUAUUGUAUAACAAUGGGCUGUGUCGUUAUAUUGUUCCAUCGUCAAUAUACCCUUUCCCUCUUAAUGUUUCACGUCUCUCAGAGAGCAAUACAGCCGUCCUCGCUGAGGGUUCAAGAUUCUUUGCUACAUUCAUUACAGUCUGGUACAGUCACAGACAGAGACAAAGCGAGAGAGAGAGAGAGAGAGAGAGAGAGAGAGAGAGAGAGAGAGAGAGAGAGAGAGAGAGAGAGAGAGAGAGAUGAACCUCCAUGGUUACUAGACUGAGACUGGAUGCCUAGAACUGGCAGAAAUCAGAGUAAGGCAAGGCCUCCUCUUGGUUGAUUAGUGUGGCUGGGAUAUCCCCGUAGUAAUGACCUAUUCCUAUAUUCCGAGAGUGAUCAAGACUGUAAAAUUUGACCAAACUUUGCGAAAAGUUAUAUGCAAGAAUAACUAAUGUGUGGUAAAGGAUUCGAAUACAAUAGAGAGACAAAUUAAGGUUUUAAAUUGAUUCACAGUUCAAAAAUGGGAGUCUUAAUGUAACACGGGAACUUUUGUAGCUGUCUUAACUACUGAGCUGUCUUAAAUAGGAUGCAAUUCAACUGGCUGCUAAACAUUUUUCCCAACAUUUAUGUUGACAGUAUUAUGCCAGGAUAGGGCACCACUGAUUAAGCAAACAUUCUGUUCUAUUUAACCAAUGAGUUAUAAGUCAUCCUCACUAACUAGCUUUAGGUUUUCUGACACAGAAGCAGGGUAGUUCAAACUGGAUUUUGAAUGACAGGGUGUACAGUAAUAUGUGUGUGUGAGUGGACAACAGUGUCACGGAUUGAUGAUGCAAUGGUCUCACAAUAAGCCGAAAGGCCCAAAGCCCAUGUUGAGCUCUGAUCACUCCUGCUGUUAAGCAUGUUACGAGGCACCCGGUUGCCUUUGAAGCACUGAAAGUUCGGCUCAUGAAGAGGAAGACUUUCCAGCCAGUGGGCUAUGAAAAACAAUACAGCAUGCUAUGGUGGAGCUGUGGUAUUACUGCCUACCCAGAGCAGGAAGUGAAGCACGCCCUGGCUCUCUGCUGUCCAACUCUGAUACAUGUGCUGGUGGCUGUGUAGUUGCACACUGUGAUGAUAGAAUGCUGUAUAAUUGAUAGAAUAAUAUUAAGCCCAACGAUGUGCAGUGACAGAAAGAGUGAGUGAUGGUAACUCUGUUUUGUAUCCAUUUCUCACAACGCAAUAGUGAUCCUCUAUGGCACUCCUAGAUAAUGAAUUAGCAAGUGAUGGACAUGUCAAGAAUAAAACCAAGCACCUUAUGAGGAUAUUGUGCCCGAAACACCCCCUUUUGCCCCCAUCCCUCCACCCCCGUCUCCAGUAAUAAACCCAGAAGGGAGCGAUGAAAGUAGAAGAUUUAAGCACUUUGAACGCCCCGCUUUGUUUAUAUGGAGUAUUGGUGAUCAAACCCUUGAAGUGAACUGUCGGUGUGAUUGGACGAUCAGAUCUGUUCUUCUUGGUGGCUUCUUCUUUUUGGUCAUGUUUGUAGUCGGUGAUGGUAUAGAGCUUGCUUGAGUUUGGUGGUCAACUGUCGUGUUUGAUGGUCAACUCACUUGCAGUCAGCUCUCCGUGUACCUGUUUGGAGUCACUUUGGUUAAUAUACUGCUCAUCCCCUCCAGCAUUUCCCAACUACCUGGACACACUUCACCAUCCCCUACCCGCACCUGCCUCUAGUCUCCAUACAGUCAAUUGUAAAUAGACACCUCACAUGUUUUUAUCUCAAAAAGAUAUUAAAAAAACGUUGCUGUCAGGGUUUUGUGGAUUUGAGAGCAGCUUUCACAUUCAUGAGCCCAUUAACGGAGGGUAUUUGUUUCUUUUCGGAGUCUGCCUUUUUUUUAAAGGGCUGAAGUACAAGAAUGUUUUUAAAAUGUAAUGUAUUAAAGAUGCAAGAUUAUGAACAUAUGUAUGAAGAUUUUGUUCAGUUUUAGAGACCACGUUAAGAAACGACGUAUUAAAUCCAAUGGGACUGACUAUGAGGUGUGUCAAGUCCUGUAUGGGGACUGCGGACAAGACUAAGAAUAGUCCGGAUUCAGAGAUGGUCGGUCUAAGAAAGCACUCUCUAGUUAGACUAUAAACUUUACAAAACUAAACUGCUUGACAAAACUAAAACACUGAUAAUGGUUGCAUACACUACAGUAUACCGUUUUUUAUUAAAUAUGUAUCACGUUAUUGGUCAGCAGAGUGGCUAUGAACAGAAACAGGACCCAGGAAUUGCGAGGUCAAAGGUCAAAAGUUGUGCUUUCACAUGCGGCACCUGACACACCGCCCCUAAAUGUGGUGUAGACAUCCCUGCCUUCCUACCAUUUGAGACUAACAGCAUCUGUCUUUUGGCAUGUGGUGUACAGUAGUGCUCCUACACAGCAACUAGGAGCCUGUGGCUGUGUCUCUCCUCAUGCAGAGGCCUGUCUGCAGUAAUGUGUAUUCCAUAAGGCACACCAUAAGAGCAUGUAGGAGACAAUGGAUCGUAGAGACAUCUGUCAUAGAUAGAAUUCAUUGUUUUUCCCCCAUUUGAAUUGAGAUGUAAUGAAUAUUUGGUAUGAAAGAGAUGUUCUUUGUGAUUAAUUGUUAACUAGUGAUGUGAAUAUUAAUCCUGAAAUAAAACGAAAAUCCAAACAUA
Osmerus eperlanus (European smelt) is the source of this 7305-nucleotide messenger RNA. It is a transcript of the gene map4l, whose product is annotated as microtubule associated protein 4 like. Lineage: Eukaryota; Metazoa; Chordata; Actinopteri; Osmeriformes; Osmeridae. Gene Ontology annotation, cellular component: neuron projection. Gene Ontology annotation, biological process: microtubule cytoskeleton organization; neuron projection development. The record is from RefSeq and is a predicted model, not a curated record. The coding region runs from base 125 to 3556 and encodes 1143 amino acids. Gene Ontology annotation, molecular function: microtubule binding. The transcript is spliced from 17 exons.